AUGAGCUCCAACUUGAAACAAACCGACCCAGUCCCCGCCUACGAAGAGCUCUUCGAGGAAAGGCCCCAAAACAAAAGAACAGGCUACUCGCACAUCCCACCCACAGACCCAGAAGCCGACCUAGAAAGCCAGGCUCACACCCACGAGUACGGGCACGAUUUGCCCGCACAGGCAGAUGCCCCAGCAUCCGGAUCAUCUACUACUGCCGGGCAACAGCCACCGCGAGAACAUUUCCACUGCGAAACAUGUGAUCUGCAGCUUGAGAGACGUGAGAAGAGAGACUCGCAACAUCGGCAUUGCCAGACUGUUGCGUCGACGUUUCUCUAUUUUGGACUUAUGAUAACUCUCAUUUUGGUUAUUGUUGUUCCUACUGUUGCUGCUAUGAAGAAGAGGCGACACUAG
Messenger RNA from Penicillium cosmopolitanum, 402 nucleotides. RefSeq lists its product as uncharacterized. NCBI's taxonomy places the organism in Eukaryota, Fungi, Ascomycota, Eurotiomycetes, Eurotiales, Aspergillaceae. Bases 1 to 402 code for a protein of 133 amino acids. The transcript is spliced from 2 exons. The record is from RefSeq and is a predicted model, not a curated record.